GGGCGCGGGCCGGAGGGGGCGGGGGGAUGCGCCGCGGCGGCGGCGGCUGUGGCGGCGGCGGCGGCGCGGGCGCUGGGACUGGUGUUCCGAGGCGCCAGAGCAGCGGAUCCCGGUCUCGCUGCCGCAGCAGCGGGGGUGCCGCGCGCGGCCUGAAGACGCCGUACCUUUUUGAUCCUCACCCCCCCCCCUUUUUUUUUUUUUUUAAAAAUAACCGGAACCAAUGAACGUAGCUGGGACCCAAGAUCUGGAGGCCGCCGGUGCGGACGGGACCAGGCUGGCGCCCUGCGGGAGCUGGCGUCUUAGGCGGCGGGGGCGGCCCGAGGAGUCGCAGGCGACGGCGGCGGCGGCACCUCGCGGAGCGGAGUGGCCCGUGGCCGGGGCGCCGCCGCGCUUUCCCCCCGCUCCUCCUCCGCGUCCUCAUCCCGCCACGACGCCCGGCCCGGCCUCGAGCUGGCUGCUGCUGCUGCUGCUGCGGCGGCGCUGGGCUGCGCUGCUGGUGCUCGGGCUGCUGGUGGCCGGCGCGGCGGACGGAUGCGAGCUGGUGCCCAGGCACCUUCGCCGGCGGCGGGCGGCUGGCUCUGCCGGGGCGGCCGCCUCCUCUCCCGCCGCGGCGGCGGGCGACAGCCCGGCGCUCAUGACAGAUCCCUGCUUGUCACUGAGUCCACCAUGCUUCACAGAAGAAGAUAGAUUCAGUCUGGAAGCUCUUCAAACAAUACAUAAACAAAUGGAUGAUGACAAAGACGGUGGAAUUGAAGUAGAUGAAAGUGAUGAAUUCAUCAGAGAAGAUAUGAAAUACAAAGAUGCUACUAAUAAACACAGCCAUCUACACAGAGAAGAUAAGCACAUAACUGUUGAGGAUUUAUAACGAUGGAAAACAUCGGAAGUUCAUAAUUGGACCCUUGAGGACACACUUCAGUGGUUGAUAGAAUUUGUUGAACUACCCCAAUAUGAGAAGAAUUUUAGAGACAAUAAUGUCAAAGGAACAACGCUUCCCAGGAUAGCAGUGCAUGAACCUUCGUUUAUGAUCUCUCAGUUGAAAAUCAGCGACCGGAGUCACAGACAGAAACUUCAGCUCAAGGCACUGGAUGUGGUUUUGUUUGGACCUCUAACACGCCCUCCUCAUAAUUGGAUGAAAGAUUUUAUCCUCACUGUUUCUAUAGUAAUUGGUGUUGGAGGGUGCUGGUUUGCUUACACACAGAAUAAGACAUCAAAAGAACAUGUUGCAAAAAUGAUGAAAGACUUAGAGAGUCUACAGACUGCAGAGCAAAGUCUCAUGGACUUACAAGAGAGGCUUGAAAAGGCACAGGAAGAAAACAGAAAUGUUGCUGUAGAAAAGCAAAACCUAGAGCGCAAAAUGAUGGAUGAAAUCAAUUACGCAAAGGAGGAGGCUUGUCGGCUGAGAGAGCUAAGGGAGGGAGCUGAAUGUGAAUUGAGUAGACGUCAAUAUGCAGAGCAGGAAUUGGAACAGGUUCGAAUGGCUUUAAAAAAGGCUGAAAAAGAAUUUGAACUCAGAAGCAGCUGGUCUGUUCCAGAUGCACUUCAAAAAUGGCUUCAGCUAACGCAUGAAGUAGAAGUCCAGUACUACAAUAUUAAAAGGCAGAAUGCUGAAAUGCAACUAGCUAUUGCUAAAGAUGAGGUUGCUGCUUCAUAUGUGAUUCAGGCAGAGAAAAUUAAAAAGAAGAGAAGCACAGUCUUUGGGACCCUGCAUGUUGCACAUAGCUCCUCCCUAGAUGAAGUAGAUCAUAAAAUUCUGGAAGCAAAGAAAGCUCUCUCUGAGUUGACAACUUGUUUACGAGAACGACUUUUUCGCUGGCAGCAGAUUGAGAAGAUCUGUGGCUUUCAGAUAGCCCAUAACUCGGGACUCCCCAGCCUCACCUCUUCCCUCUAUUCUGAUCACAGCUGGGUGGUGAUGCCCAGAGUCUCCAUUCCACCCUAUCCCAUUGCUGGAGGAGUUGAUGAUUUAGAUGAAGACACACCCCCAAUAGUGUCACAGUUUCCUGGGACCAUGGCUAAGCCUGCUGCAUCACUGGCCAGAAGCAGCAGCUUGUGUCGCUCCCGCCGCAGCAUCGUGCCCUCGCCGCAGUCUCAGCGCGCUCAGCUUCCUCCACACGCUCCCCACCCGUCACACCCUCGGCACCCCCACCACCCCCAGCACACACAGCACUCGUUGCCUUCCCCCGAUCCAGAUAUCCUCUCAGUGUCAAGUUGCCCCGCUCUUUAUCGAAAUGAAGAGGAGGAGGAGGCCAUUUACUUCUCUGCUGAAAAGCAAUGGGAAGUGCCAGACACAGCCUCAGAAUGUGACUCCUUGAAUUCUUCCAUCGGAAGGAAACAGUCUCCUCCUUCCAGCCUUGAGAUCUACCAAACGUUGUCUCCUCGAAAAAUCUCGAAAGAUGAGCUCUCUCUGGAGGAUUCCUCCAGAGGAGACUCGCCCGUCGCGGCCGACGUGUCCCGGGGCUCCCCCGAUUGCGUCGGGCUGACGGAAACCAAGAGCAUGAUCUUCAGCCCUGCGAGCAAAGUGUACAACGGCAUCUUGGAGAAGUCCUGCAGCAUGAACCAGCUUUCCAGCGGCAUCCCGGUGCCGAAACCUCGCCACACGUCGUGCUCGUCAGCCGGCAACGACAGCAAACCCGGGCAGGAGGCCCCGAGCGUCGCCAGGAUAAGCAGCAUCCCUCAUGACCUUUGUCAUAACGGAGAGAAAAGCAAAAAGCCAUCCAAAAUUAAAAGCCUUUUUAAGAAGAAAUCCAAGUGAACUGGCUGCCUGGAUGGGAUUCCAUUCAAAUGGCAUCUCUAAACGUCCAUCUCCCGUCCUUCCUUGGCUCCCCCCUUUUUUGUGUUGAUUUUAGGAAUGUAACUUUCCAGACUGGAUGCCUUAGUGGGAUGUCCUCAAGGGCGGCUGUCUACUGUCUGCUUAUUUAAGUGACUAUAUAAUCAGUUUGUCAAGCCCGUUAUUACUGAGAAAUCAUUCAGACGUGAGACAGUUUACAGUCAUUUUUUGCCUAUUUAUUUCUGCUUUGUUAUUAGUGAUGUAUAUACAACAGUUUGUUGAAAGCCACUGUGGACUUACAAGCUUUAAUGGACUAGUAAGCCAGCAUGGGCUUGCAAAAAUUCCUUGUUUACCAGAGCAUCUUCUUAUCUUUCCACAGAGCUAUUUACAUCCUGGACUAAGAUAACUUAAAAGGAGUAAAACUAAUUGCACUACUGUUUUCCAGACUGGAAAAAAAAAUCUCUGCAAGUGAAACUGUAUAGAGUUUAUAAAAAGACUAUGGGUAGGGGACUGUUUUCCCUUUUAGAUCAAAUGGGUUUUUAAGUAGAACCUAGGGUUUCUAAUUGACUUGAUUUCUGGAAAGGAAAAUGCUUUUAUGAAUGGGAAGCUUCUUUAAACGCAUUUAACGUUGUAAAGUUUCGAGUCCUGCUGUAAAGAUCAUGUCGUUUUGUUUUUUUCCCAGGGCUUUCACUGUGAUUUUCUGCGUUGCAGGCUGUAUGAUACAACAUAAGUAAUUUAAAGAGAGAAGGCUCUUGAUUCCUUCCACAAGGAGAAGAGUUAAAACUUGAUUGAAGGACUUAAAACAUUCACAAGCUUAUUCUGAGGUGGGGGCUGUGGGGUUUCAGGCACUUGUUUACAGACUUGACAGCAGCAAAGGAUUUACGGUUUGUGGAAAAACUUGUACUGUGGAAAAGAUAAUAAAUCAGAGACAUUAUUGUGUGGGACUGUGCUGAUUUUUGUUGAUAACACUCCACUAAAAACACUAUAUGUUUUCUGGAGAGCUGUGUGAGCUGUCGUCUUGCUUAACUGCAACAUAAGAAAUCGUGAUGUUUUGGAAGAAGGUUGUCAACAAAUUUCUUUCUAUUUUAUAUUGUUUGUCAUAUUUUUAUGUAGUUUGAAAUGUUUAAAUGUCCUCAUAUCAAGAUUAACAAAUAUAAAUUUAUGGUGCAUUUA
Molecule: messenger RNA, 3937 nt
Organism: Sus scrofa (pig)
Lineage: Eukaryota; Metazoa; Chordata; Mammalia; Artiodactyla; Suidae
Source: RefSeq, a predicted model, not a curated record